Dothidotthia symphoricarpi CBS 119687 is the source of this 3422-nucleotide messenger RNA. RefSeq lists its product as uncharacterized. Gene Ontology annotation, molecular function: zinc ion binding; DNA-binding transcription factor activity, RNA polymerase II-specific. The transcript is spliced from 3 exons. Lineage: Eukaryota; Fungi; Ascomycota; Dothideomycetes; Pleosporales; Dothidotthiaceae. Gene Ontology annotation, cellular component: nucleus. The record is from RefSeq and is a predicted model, not a curated record. The coding region runs from base 240 to 3164 and encodes 974 amino acids. Gene Ontology annotation, biological process: positive regulation of transcription by RNA polymerase II; aromatic amino acid catabolic process.
CGAGAGCGAAUGGACACCGGGAGCUUUUUACACGAGCACCUUCCCCUAACCGUUACCGUCGGCUCGACCCAUUACGUACUUUUUAUGACGCGCCGAACCCUUCCACAACUGCCCUCUCACUCCAAAUACCGGCCGCUCGCCGCCAGCACCAAGACAAAAGCCGACUGUAUCCAUUCUUCGGUUUCCUGCGGGCUUCCUUCUCUCCGACUUCGGUGCGACAGCGCUUCGUGUCUGCGGAUAUGUCCACUUCCAACGCGUCGCCUCCUCCGCCUCCGCAACACACGCGGACGUACCAGGCGUGCAUACCAUGCCGCCGGCGGAAAGUCCGCUGUGACCUAGGCCCUGUCGACCACCCCCACGACCCGCCAUGUGUGCGCUGCCGGCGAGAGAGCAAGGAGUGCUUCUUCUCGGCUACGCGCCGCAAGAGGAAGCAGGACGGCGAGGACGAGUUUGAUGAGGUCGACGACUACGAGGUGCGCAACGGCCGGAAGCGGAUGCGCAGCGAAGGCAGCCUGCCCGAGCCCCUCAACAUCAUCACGGCCAACAGCGCCGCCUUUGUCUCGCAGCCGCUGACUCCGGGCGGCUCCGUGGGGCGGCACGAGCCUCUGCGCCGCCCAACGACGUCUUCGAGCCACACGCACGUGCCGGAGAACGAGGAGGACCAGAAGGUGAACAACGAGACGGUGGCCACGCUGCAGGCGGGCGAGGUGUACAGCGGGCACGACGCCCUGAACCUGCUGUUUGAGGCGGCGCGCAAUGGCGGCGGCAUGGACGACCACCAUCGCACAAAUAGUGCCUCGAGUCUCCAGCGCCCGACGCUGGGCAGCACGCCGGGCUCGCAGACGUUUGCCAGCCCCCAGACGAACGCGACACAUGCGCACACCAGCUCGCGGCCCACUGCAGAGUCGGCCGUCGACCCCGCCAUCUCGCAGCCCGUGAUACCAGACCCGCCCAACGAGGCUGCCUUUGCGGACGCCGUCCGGUCCUGGUCCAAGUUCCGCUUUGUGCGCGCAGGCUGGCUCACGGCGAAGGAAGCCAUUGCUUACAUCGACUACUUCUACGCCUAUCUGUCACCCCUGACGCCAAUCGUGGUGCCCGACUACCGCGACCAUGCGUACCAUGCGAAGCUGCUGAAGGAGGAGCCGAUGCUGGUCAUCACCCUGCUUACCAUCUCGUCGCGGUAUUCGCAGCCCAGUGGAUCCACUACUGUGGGUGCAACAUCUCGCGCGUACCUGAUCCAUGAGAAGCUAUGGAAGUUCCUCCAGGGCAUGAUCGACCGCAUGAUCUUCGGACAGGAGCAAUUUGGCGGCGGCUUCUGUGGCGCAGGACAGCAGCCUGGAUCUGACGUCAACCCUCUGUCACGCAAAGGCCUUCGAACGCUGGGUACCGUCGAGAGUCUCAUGUUGCUCACGGAAUGGCAUCCUCGUGCCCUGCACUUCCCGCCAGGGGACGACGAUGACGAACUCGUCCUUCCUGACGAUGUGCCAGUCGAGACAGGGCCCAAGUCUGACAUGUACAGAGGUGUUGGUGAUAAGCGCAUCGACAGCUGGUUGGAGCCGUGCUGGCGGAGUGACCGUAUGUGUUGGAUGUUACUCGGCAACGCCAUGACGCUUGCCUUUGAAAUUGGUGUCUUCGACGAGACGAGCGAGACGGAAUUCGAGGAGGCAAACCAACAUCUCUCGCACGCGACUGUGAAAGCGUACUAUCGGCGGAAGAACCAUCUGCGAGACCUACUCAUCAUAUACGUUACCCAGACUAGUGGUCGACUCGGAUUGACGUCAAUGCUGCCAAAGAUCGAGCGUGACGAGAAUUUGGCUGGCGGGCUGACGCCCAUCGAAUUGUACCAAGAGCGUGUGAGCCGCAUAAAAGCUCCUCCACCGCAGUUCGGCAUGCGUUCAGACGGUCAGCGCCUUCCGUUGGAGUCAAUCGCGCAUCAAGAGCGCCACGCCGUUCAGGACCUCGUCCUUGACUUUUGGACGCGCAUAGCGAAGAUCAUGGAGAUGGGAAACCUGAAGCUGUUCUCGAAUCGGCGCAAGACGCGGGAACUGCUCAAGUCGGGAAUGUACGAGGAGAUGCUGCGGUUCUUCCAAGGGCCGCUCACGGACUGGAGGAACUGCUUUGAUCGUGCUCCCCAAGUUCCUACGCAACUCCGCCACAUUCUCAUCAUCGAGUUCGAAUACACGCGCGUGUACCUCAACUCUCUCGCCCUGCAGGCGGUGGUGGAACGUUGUACGCAUAAUACACCCAUGCAAACUCCCGCCCAGCCCCACGGCCGGCCUGCCAACCCCGAUGGUGGCGCGAUUCCUUUCUCGACUUUAACACGAUGGUAUGCGAACGAUAGACACUACAUCAACGAAGUCAUCGACGCCUCUCGCAACGUAUUGAAGAUCGUCGUCGAUGGCCUCUUCCCAGGCGGCUACUUGCGCCACGCCCCCGUGCGCACAUUCUUCCGCAUCGUAAGCGUUGCCAUCAUCCUCCUCAAAACCUUCGCUCUCGGCGCCACAGAGGAAGACGUAGCCGUAAGUCUCGGUCUUCUAAGCGGCGCCGUCGACGCCCUCCGCACCAGCAUCGUGGAUGACGUGCACGUCGGCAACAGAUUCGCAGACCUCGUAGAGACACUCACCCACCGCAUCCGCAGCCGCUUCGUCCGCCUCGCAGCCAACGUCUCGCGAGCCGCGAGCAGAAGUCCCGUCCAACCACCCACCAUGCCGCCGCCGUUACUGCCACAACAUCAACAACAGCACCUCGCGCCGACAUACCCUUCCUUCCAAGGCCCCCCAAGCAGCGCCAGUUCUCCCGGUCUCGGCCUCACUGCCAGCGGCCGCGCAACCCCCAUCUCGCAGUCGCUAUGGGGAAUCUCCGCAGAACCAUACGAUCCAACGUCGAAUAGCAUUUCCAUCAUGCCGCCUCCGGGCUUCUCAUCUUACAAUAAUCAAACCCCCAAUGUAAAUGGGAAUGGGACUUCAGGCGGAGGCUGGUCGCAGUGGAAUUCUGGCGCGUGGAAUGGCACGGCGCAAGAUCAGGAUUGGCUUGCCCUUCCGCUCGAUCCCUUGCUCGAUCAGUGGGGCGCGGAGAUCAAUUCUACGGCUAUGGGGCCUGAUGUUGGGGGUAUGGAUAUGCUGGAUAUUCUGCUGAGUAUGGGAGGGCCGCCGGGUGAGACGUAGAAGAGAGUAUUACCCUGUGUUUGUUUUUAUUCUUGGGCGCGGAGUCUCGAUGGUUAUCAGGCUUUGUUUUUGUUUGUGUGUAGGUGGAAUAUUUGCGAUACCCAGCCAAUGUUUGGCUUUGGCUUGUUUGGACGGACUGGGGUUAUUUAUGUGCGAGGUGUUUACGGCGUGGGCAAUAGUAGGCUCUUACGAAGGGGAUGAAACGUUCAUGAUGUAGAGCUAUGUGUCUAUCUGAUCUAUAUAUAUACUUCAUGAUGA